Messenger RNA from Aspergillus steynii IBT 23096, 2560 nucleotides. RefSeq lists its product as uncharacterized. Gene Ontology annotation, molecular function: transcription coregulator activity. Gene Ontology annotation, cellular component: mediator complex. Gene Ontology annotation, biological process: regulation of transcription by RNA polymerase II. The transcript is spliced from 2 exons. Lineage: Eukaryota; Fungi; Ascomycota; Eurotiomycetes; Eurotiales; Aspergillaceae. Bases 113 to 2509 code for a protein of 798 amino acids. The record is from RefSeq and is a predicted model, not a curated record.
AACCCCUGGCAGAAAACAUUUCCUGGAAGACCUGGAACCGUACGUCUGUCUCUUCGAAGACUGCACGAGUUCCCAUGAGCUUUUCUCCUCCGUCGAGCAAUGGUUGGCACAUAUGAAAGCCCACCCAGUACCGUCAACAGAAUGGGUCUGCUCCAUGCGCCAUACAGUACCCUCUAAGACAGUGAUGCAGAGUGCCGAAGAGUUUGCUAGUCAUAUGAGAGACGAGCAUACCGGUCGCUUUACUGAUAUACAGAUAAAAAGUCUUCAAGAUCGAGCUGCGCGACCCGGUUCCAUGUUCCCCGACUGUCUGUUCUGUGACUGGUCAUUGCCCCCAGAUAGCGAGCAGGAGAGAAUUCCAGGCAGUUUAACACCCGUCGAAGAACACACCGCUGACCACCUGUUUGAUCUGGCACUCAUGUCACUUCCGCAAACGUGGAAUACCAAGGGUGAUGGCGAAGACGAAAGAGAUAGUUUGGCGAACGUUUCCCUUGACAGUGGUAAUCAGAAUAGCCACAGCGUGCUGUCACAGAAUCUGUCGGGUUUCGACAAUAGCAGUUAUCGGAGCCCCUCGGCUAGCCCGUUGGGUGAUGACGGAGUCACAAAUACCUUGAUACAGGAAGGCAUGACGGGCUCCCAGUCCCCUAGCCAGAUGCUACCUGGACAGGAGAUGAUGGUUCAGCAGCAGCAGCAGCCCCAGACAGCCUCGCAACCCCCUGUCACUGUUCCUCCAACCGCUCCACAAGUCGAGCCAGAGCCCCAAACCUCGCAGCCUUCAGCGCAACAGGUGGGAGAAGACGUGACGAUAAAAUCCAAGGCUACGGCUUCUGGUAAAGGGAACAAACCGUCUUUUGCAGAGCAGACAUCCAAAAGCAAGCUACACGAUGGUGAGCCCACGGAAGAACAAAGCACACCUAUGCAGAAGCAAUUCGAGCCUGCAGUUUCUCAAGGAGGACCUGCUUUUCCUGAAUAUAAGCCCAAUCUGCCUUUCAAUCGGGCAGAGAUGGCGGCUAUGACGCGGCAGCAACGUGCUCAGUUGGAGAUGCAUAUACGGCAGCGUCGGGCGCAAGGCCUUGGCUUAAUAAGUAUGGCGUCUGCUGAAGAUGCCUGGAACAAUUUACCGGAAAGGAUUAAGAUGAUAUACGAUGAAAUUGUUAAAGCUGCACCGCCUGAUGAGCCUGUUACAGUUGUUUCGGAGCAGAAGGCAACCAUGUCUCAGCAGCUGCGUGACUUGAUCAAUCACCUGGGUAGAAUGGAUGCACUUGUCCAAUUCAUUUCAAAUACUAUCCCUGAUCAGAAGCGUAGUGUCCGCACUUUACUUUCAUUGCGAGUACAAUUAAUGAGGCAGUUUAAACCAGGUUCUAACUGGGAGCUUGCCGAUUAUUACACUAUCACUCCCAGGGGCCUCGAAAAUGCGAUCAAUUACAUCAAGGAGAUGUUCGAUCAUAUGAAUACUCACUUAGACCGCGUUGCUGAACAGAACGGUCAGAGAUCGUCGAUGCCAACUCCAUCCCAGGAAAGCUUUUCUUUGCCAUCAAUCAGUUCUGUUCAUAUGCCUUCACUCAGACUCACCGGCUGCCAAUGGGCCGACUGUGUCUAUGCUUCUAAGAACUGGGAUUCCUGGGAAGGCUUGCUCCGGCAUAUUGAACGAGAUCAUAUCUUAGAUCGUGAAGACCUUUAUGUUUGUUCGGUUGAUGAAUGCUCACGAAAUUUGCCGAACAAAGCCGACCUCAUGGCUCAUCUUCAACUACGCCAUCAAGACAACCCAAAGGCCAUGGAACAAGACCGGGAGCUGAGGGAAAACGUGACUCAAUCAGCGAGGGUUCUCCAUUGCAAGUGGAGCAAAUGCGUGUCUACAGACUUGUACUCAUCCAAUGAGCUUGUCCAGCACAUAUACACUACUCAUGUCGCUCCAGAGCCCUGGUAUGAUUAUACGCAUUCUCAUAACGCAAUGGAAGCCGAUGCAAAUCUACCAACAGAAAAUGACCCACAGGAUGUGACCGUGGAAGAGGAAUCCGCCAGUAUCAGAUGCAUUUGUGAAUUCUCUCAUGACGACGGCGCCACGAUAUGCUGCGACAAGUGUAACAAAUGGCAGCACAUCAUAUGCUAUUACGAGGAUGAUCUGAAUUAUCCUGAAACCCACGUGUGCGGAGAGUGCCAGCCCCGGCUAUUCAAUAUCCAGCGCGCGAAGCGUAUACAGGAGCAACAACUUGAACAAGCAGCAAGUCAACACAGAGAAGAGAAAUCUUCCAAGAAGAGAAGACACAAGAAUGCAACAGGAGAUAUCAGCAAAAGAAACCGCAAAGGUUGGGCUGAAUCCAGCCCUCUACCACGAAGGGCCGGGCCGGAAUUUGCACCGGAUCUAUUUCCACAUGAAACUGAGCCUUUUAGAAAACGCAAACUUCGUACGCCGUCAGCUCCUCUACCCCGAUCUGCAACCAGCCCGCAGAACGAUAUUCGAGACAAAAAGAUUUCUCUCCAAGAGGACCAAGACCGGCAAAUGAAGGAAUAAAGUGGAAUAUCUGAAAGGGCUAAGCAGUGGGCAGAUCCAAGGCCAACGGAC